Messenger RNA from Aspergillus niger, 2364 nucleotides. RefSeq lists its product as uncharacterized. Lineage: Eukaryota; Fungi; Ascomycota; Eurotiomycetes; Eurotiales; Aspergillaceae. Gene Ontology annotation, molecular function: potassium ion transmembrane transporter activity. Gene Ontology annotation, biological process: potassium ion transmembrane transport. Bases 1 to 2364 code for a protein of 787 amino acids. The transcript is spliced from 5 exons. Gene Ontology annotation, cellular component: membrane. The record is from RefSeq and is a predicted model, not a curated record.
AUGGAUCCUGACCUAGAGAUCAUGAAGGAGCUGCCAAGACAGACGACGGUGGAAGAAAAGUCCCAGCAGACACAAGAAUCUAUCUACAAUAUCCGCCCAUGGAAUAACAAUCACUUGGAUCGCGCCAUUAGUACAGUGAGUACUAUCGGCGAGGAUGAUGACCCAGGCUUGCGCAGACCUACAGACUUCAAGCAAAAGCAGGAUUUCUCCGGGAAAAUGCUUCUUUGGCUCGCAUACCAGUCGAUCGGUGUCAUCUACGGAGAUAUUGGAACCAGCCCGCUUUAUGUCUAUUCGUCUACAUUCACUGAACCGCCUUCACGCCAAGAUCUUAUCGGAGUACUUUCCAUUAUUAUUUGGAGUAUUACUAUUAUGGUGACCGUGAAAUACAUCUUCAUAAUCCUUCACGCGGAUAAUGAUGGAGAGGGUGGUACAUUCAGUACAUAUUCUCUGCUCAGUCGUUAUAUGAAUAUAACUCAUCGAGAUCCUCGAGAGGCAUCCCUUGUGCAGAUGAAGAGACACUUGUCGAUUGAUCUCGAGCGCUCCAGCAGACUUGCUCGACACAGGCUGGAAACAAGCAAGUUCGCGAAGCGCCUACUAAAAGUUGUAGGAGUACUGGCCGUUACAAUGGUUCUUGCAGAUGGCCUACUCACUCCCGCUCAAUCUGUGCUAGGUGCCGUCCAGGGAAUUGAAGUUGUUUCUCCGAACAUUUCCAAAGGUACUGUUAUUGGCGUCACGGAUGCUAUCCUGGUCAUCUUGUUCUUGCUACAGCCACUUGGUAUCACGCGGGUUACGUUCGCCUUUGCCCCAAUCGUCAUCAUUUGGCUUGGUUUCAAUGCUGCAUUCGGAAUCUAUAAUCUUGCUAAAUACGAUGCCGGAGUUUUUGUCGCUUUCAACCCCGGCUACGCUUUCGAAUUUCUGAUUCGACAUGGAGAAUCAGGAUGGAGGAUGCUCAGUGGUACUUUACUUGCCUUCACCGGAGUCGAAGCUCUAUUUGCCGACCUUGGUGCUUUUAGUCGUCGGGCUAUCCAGAUAAGUUGGCUAUGCUACACAUUUCCUUGCCUGCUUCUGGCGUACAUCGGGCAGGCUGCAUACAUCAGUGUGCAUCCAGAGGCAUACUCGAACCCAUUCUAUAACGCAGCUCCUCCAGGCACCAUAUAUCCUGCGCUUGUAAUUGCUAUUCUAGCAGCUAUUGUUGCAUCGCAAGCAAUUAUCACCGCCACAUUCCAGCUCCUAGCACAAGUGAUGAAGCUCUCAUACCUUCCGCAAUUUAAGGUGGUUCAUACAUCCGAUAUAUUCCAUGGUCAGCUUUAUAUACCUCUUGCGAACUGGCUAUUGAUGAUCGGGACAAUACUUGUGGCAUCCAUCUAUAACAACACUACAUCUCUUGGGAAUGCAUACGGAGUGUGUGUCAUCUUUGUGACCUUCUUUGACACUUGCAUGGUUGCAAUGGUAGCAAUGUUCGUAUGGCGCAAGAGUCCUUACCUUGUGUUCCUGCCCUGGCUCAUAAUUGCUUGCUUUGACGGAGCAUACCUUUCAUCGGCGCUAACAAAAGUCCCAACUGGUGCAUGGUUCACUCUCGCCGUAGCGACUGUUCUUGCCUUGCUCUUCCUCCUCUGGCGAUUCGGAAAGGAGCAGCAAUGGUUCGCUGAAGCAGAAGAUCGCUUCCCCACUUCGCACUUUGUGACCAAGGAUCAGGACGGUAGCAUUCGCCUUACAGAUAGGUUCGACGGUGCACCUUUGAGCACCACUCAGGGCGUAGGGAUAUUCUUCGACAAAGCUGGAGAGACCACGCCCAUUGUCUUUAGCCAAUUUAUCCUAAAACUCACCACAGUGUUUGAGACGAUCAUCUUCUUCCAUCUGCGGCCGCUCGAAACUCCGUCAGUCCCUAUCGAUGACCGCUACACUGUUUCAAAACUUGCGAUUCCGAAUUGCUACCGUCUGGUUGUCCGCUACGGCUACAAUGACGAGAUCAUCUCUCCGGAUCUCGCUAGCACCAUCACUGAUCAAGUCCGCAAAUACUUAAUUGAAAACAAAUUCACUACUACACCAACUGAAGCGAGGACAAGCAUUAGCCAGUUCAGUCGGGACAUAGGCCAAGAUACGACGAGUGCUGAAGAGUCCCGGACCAUCACCAGCCGAGGGAAACAGAUCGAUCCAGUGGCACUGCUGGAGAAGGCCUGUGCACAUAACGUACUCUACAUCACUGGCAAGGAGCAGAUGAGAGUUAAAAGGGGUACAAACAUCUUCCGACGAUUUGUGCUGGAGAUCUUCCUAUGGAUUCGGGACAAUACGCGGGCGAAAAUAGCUUCGUUGGGACUGGGAGCUGAGAAGGUGAUUGAGGUGGGGUUCUUGAAGGAUAUAUGA